AUGAAAUCGGCUUUGAGACACAUCUUCUUGACCAUGGUCUCGACUGCGCUGGUUGCGGGUAGCGGGGAAUGGAGUGAAGAUGCCGAAGACUUAGUGUCUACGGUCGAUGUGGACGCAGUGCUAGGGCGCACUGCGUCCUUGCCCUGUGACGUCACGCCCGACGCCAACGAAGACCGCGUGUACAUGGUGCUCUGGUUCCGGAAAAGUGGUGGGAAACCUAUAUACAGCUUUGACGUACGGGGGCGUUCAUUCAACAAAGCUCUACAAUGGUCGGAUCCUGGCGCUUUCGGACCACGAGCUUACUUCGCAACUGUCGCUCGACCGGCGGCCCUGACCUUGACCUCCGUGCAACUUGACGAUGAAGGCGUAUACCGAUGCAGAGUAGACUUCAAGAAUUCACCCACGAGAAAUUUUCAAAUACGGCUGACAGUUAUCGUGCCUCCUCAUCAAAUGUUAUUGUAUGACAAGUCAGGAGCUGAUGUGUCUGGAGUCGUAGGACCUUUGGAAGAAGGUGCAGCCUUAGUUCUGAUCUGCGAAGUACGCGGAGGUCGUCCAGAGCCGCUUGUUUCUUGGUGGAUAAACGGCGUACCGGCUCCUCAAUACAUUGGUAUCAAAACCGAUACUCACGUGGUGGUGAACAGGCUCGAACACCAAAAUUUGAAACGAGAUGAUCUGAACACGACCUUCAAAUGUAGAGCUACAAAUACUAAUUUGGUUCCACCUCAAGAGAAAGUUGUAAGGCUCGAACUAAAUCUGUCUCCGCUUUCCGUUUCUUUGCUGAACCGACCGCAGCAGUUGUUAGCCGGCUCAGCUGCGACCAUACGAUGCGUAUCCGAAGGCAGCCGACCUCCAGCACAGAUCUCAUGGUUUAAAGACAACAGGAGUUUUUCAAAAAACAUGAUAUCGGAUCACUCAAAUGAAACGUGGUCACUCAGUGCGUUAGUGUUCACUCCAGCGCCUACGGAUCACGGAACUACAAUCAAAUGCGUCGCAGCGAACCCUAGCCUACCUACUAAGACUAUCAACGAUCAGCUACUGCUUAAUGUUGUAUAUAGUCCCCUGGUGAUCCUGACUUUGGGCAGCACUCUCAACCCAGACGACAUCAAAGAAGGGGACGACGUUUACUUCGAGUGCAAUGUCCGAGCGAAUCCUCGGGAGCAUCGAAUAUCAUGGUACCACAAUGACAGGCCGGUGAUGCAGAACAUGUCUUCGGGUAUCAUCGUGAGUACGCGGUCUCUGGUUCUGCAGAAGGUUACGAGAGGAGAAGCCGGCGCCUAUACUUGCAAAGCGGCUAAUUCGAGAGGCGAAAGUUCCAGUCAGGCUGUUAAAUUGAGAGUGCAAUAUGCUCCGGUUUGCUCUGAACCAUCUCCUCAAGUAGUAGGGGCCGCAAUAGAUGAGGCUUUACAAGUUCGAUGCGCGGUCCACGCGGACCCUUCAGACGUAACUUUCUUAUGGCAAUUCAACAAUAGCGGAGAGAGUUUCGACGUUUCUCCAGCUAGAUAUGGUACAAUCAACAGCAGUGUAAGUGAGCUUCGGUACAGGCCAUCAAGUGAAAGGGAUUAUGGAGCUCUAACAUGCAGUGGUAUUAACACAGUAGGUCGGCAAACACAGCCCUGCGUUUUCCAAAUUGUUCCAGCUGCUCGCCCCUCACCUCCAAAGAAUUGCACAGUAACGUCUAGUAACAAUUCGACUUGGCUGGAAGACUCCAAAGAAGAAACGGAAGAUUUUCUGAUUGUGCGAUGUGUGACCGGCUAUGACGGCGGUCUUCCACAACUGGUUGUACUGGAAGCGGUUGAUUCUGACAGUGGAACUGUUAGAUUCAAUGUAACUGCCAAUGAAACAGAUGGAGUUGCCUUCUUCUCGGUGCCUUCAGGAGUUUUGUGGUCGAGUAGAAAUGCUUUAAGACUCACUGUACAUUCUAGAAACGAUAAAGGAUCCUCUGAACGUAUUUUGCUUCAAGCACUCACUUAUCAAGGACCGGAAAGGAGAACAGAUGGAGUCAAUAACUUAGUAGCCGGAGUAUCUAAAACUGCGUUUUGGGCCAUCAUUGUUACAUCUGUGAUCACCGCCAGCGCACUGAUACUCAUCGUGUAUUUUUUGAAAAGAAAGAGGGAGAGGCCGACAAUGAAACAAUCAUCAGAGCUUCAAAUCAACGCUGGAUCCGGUCAGUAUGUGGUAGCGUACACACUAAAACCUUCCAAACAAGCUCAACCUGAUAUCUUAAAUCCACCUUCUGAUGGGGGCACUCAAAUUGCUAAGGGCGUUGCAGGGACUGUCAAAAAUGGCACUCUACCCAUGAGUGACGAGUGGUCCGCCGGCGAAAGAACCCAGUACCCGUCGUCGCCGAAAACGUCACUCUCAAGUAAGCCAGCUGCCUCUGGGACCACCACGCUCAGUAGGAGAGAGCAUCUCAUAGCUGAAGAGAUCCCAGGACCGGAGAGUUGCGUAUAAGCAUGUACCAGCGUUUGUAAUGUCACUGUGUUUACAAAACGAUUGGCGUUUUUAUUUUAUUUUAUUGCUUAGACGGGUGGACGAGCUCACAGCCCACCUGGUCUUAA
This is a messenger RNA of Bombyx mandarina (wild silkworm), 2558 nucleotides long. Its product is annotated as neural cell adhesion molecule 1. The record is from RefSeq and is a predicted model, not a curated record. Lineage: Eukaryota; Metazoa; Arthropoda; Insecta; Lepidoptera; Bombycidae.